AUGAAUAAUGAUGAUGGGUUUUCAGGUGAGGCUGCUUCUGCUGCCUACCGUGUUAUGUGCUGGCUUUGCGAUCUGGAGUCUCUUCCGCUUGGAGACGCUGUCGAGAGACGGAGCGACGACGACGUUGCUGCUACUCACGACUCGGUGUCUCGGAAAGAUCCAGAGAUCAAGAAAGAGGUUGACGACGACAAGGUCGACCUCGGACAACAAGAGACUCGGGCUGAGGACAAGUGUCAGACCACUAGAGCGUCUGACGUCGAAGCAGAGGUUGGCUUUGAAGAUAGGGUCGACUGUGAUAACGAGCAGGAUCUAGACGACGGGUACGACAGUGACGACGAGGGACACCUUUGCUCUCUGUUACUAUACUUUAUCUCAAAGACUGCUCUCCAUCACCUGACAGAAUCGUCCAAAGCAAACAACAUGGACCGCUUCGCCGAGCAAUUCUUUGGCCGCCCAGAGCGGGACGGCAACUCACGAGCUCGACCCCCCGAGAAUACAAGCUUCAUGGAGACAUUUGCAAAGAACCUUGCAAAGUCGGCUGCCAGGUCAGCUGCCAAGCGUGCCAUGGGCGAGUCCUCUGGUAAUCGCACCCGCGACCGUACUCGUGGCGGUGUUGGUGCCGGCGGCGUUGGGGAGAUCAACCUCGAGGACUUUCGGGGUCUGGGUAGCUUCGUGCUUGGGAUGUUGAACGGAGGUAAUGAUGAUGGGCGGAAGGGUGGGGAGAGGAAGAGGAACAAGAAGAGAAAGAGGGAUAGAGACAGGGAUAGGGAUGGACAUAGAAGCAGGGGUUUCGAGGAUGAAGGAGACAGAUACGCCUCCGACAAGGAGAGACGCAAGAAGAAGCGCCACCGAGUCACCUUUGCAGAGCCCUACUACGAGUUCCAAGGCGAAACAUACCCCCCUCCCUACGAACCCGAGCCCCAAUACGAGCCAGACCCUCGAGAGCAUCGCCGCUCCUCGCACCGCCAUCACCGACGCGACUCCCGCGAGCGAGAAGAACGCGAGGAGCGCAGACGUCGACGGCGCCAGCGUCGAUACCGUCGUGAGCUAGACCUCAAGACGCUCAAGACGGAGCUCGAGGCCAUGUCCAGCACCAUCAUCUCGCUGAAUGCCCGGGGUGCCAAGCACCGCGACUGUGAGUUUUAUGAUCGCUUCGUUCGCAAGGGGGGUAGGCUUCAGGAUGUCAUUGGGAGCACUCUGGGACAGAUCCGUGGGCUUGAGGAGGGAGGUGAUGAUGAUAGGAAGAGGAGACACAGGGAGAGGUAG
Molecule: messenger RNA, 1266 nt
Organism: Fusarium falciforme
Lineage: Eukaryota; Fungi; Ascomycota; Sordariomycetes; Hypocreales; Nectriaceae
Exons: 2
Coding region: 1-1266 (421 amino acids)
Source: RefSeq, a predicted model, not a curated record